Molecule: messenger RNA, 1067 nt
Organism: Strigops habroptila (Kakapo)
Lineage: Eukaryota; Metazoa; Chordata; Aves; Psittaciformes; Psittacidae
Gene: ZAR1L
Product: zygote arrest 1 like
Exons: 4
Coding region: 1-894 (297 amino acids)
Biological process (GO): translation
Cellular component (GO): cytoplasm
Molecular function (GO): mRNA base-pairing post-transcriptional repressor activity
Source: RefSeq, a predicted model, not a curated record
AUGGAGAGCUUUGUCUAUCCCCCCUUCAGCACAUUCCCCAGCUUCAGGAGCAGCCUCACUCCGAGCCGCAACGGGGACGCGGCGGUGAAGCAGCCCAGCUGGAAGCAGGGCAAGAGCGGCGGCAUCAGCCCCUUCCUCGGGGGGCCCCUCACCCCUGUGCCCUCCGACUACCUGGACAGCUGCCGCCGGGCCCAGCUCCAGGCCCUGCUAUCGCAGGUGAGCCCGGGGCUGGCGCCGCGGCUGCGCCGAGCCAGCACCCGGGAGGCGGGCGUGCAGGUGAGCCUGCGGGCCGACGCCGCGGUGCAGUGCUCGCUGGGGCCGCGCACGCUGCCCGCCGGCCGCCCGCUGAGCCCCGCGACGCGCCGCUCCCUGGGGCGCCUUGCCCUCUACUCGCCCGUGCCGGACCGGCGCCUCUUCACGCUGCCGGAGGCCGCCGCACCCCAGGAGAAGGAGGCGGCGGCUGGGACGACCCCCGAGGCGCAGGCGGCGGAGGAUGAGAGCAGGCAGCAGCAGGAGGGGCAGGCAGAGGCCGCGCUGCCGAGCACGGAGGCGGUGUUCCGCAGACGGCGGGCUGUCUUCCAGUUUUUGGAGCAGAAGUAUGGCUAUUUCCAUUGCAAAGAAUGCAAGACCAGAUGGGAGAGUGCUUACGUGUGGUGCAUUUCUGGAAGCAACAAGGUGUACUUCAAGCAGCUAUGUCGCAAAUGCCAAAAGGCCUUCAAUCCCUAUCGUGUGGAAGCAAUCCAGUGCCAGACCUGUUCAAAGACGCGUUGUUCCUGCCCUCAGAAGAAAAGACAUAUUGAUCUCAGGAGACCUCAUCGCCAAGAACUCUGUGGCCGCUGCAAAGGCAAGAGGCUGUCCUGUGAUAGCACUUACAGCUUCAAAUACAUUGUCUGAUCUGUCUGCCCUCCCUCUUCUGUUCUGCUUUGCUCUUUGUCAGCCUCUUACAAUGUUUUGACUUUAGGCUUUUGACUUGGCAUUGGAUAAUGGAUAAAGACUUUUGUACUAUUUAUAAAAUACGUAACUUAAUUGUAUAUAUGCUGUGAAUAAAGUUCAGUAGAAGUGUGCUA